[Torrubiella] hemipterigena is the source of this 4175-nucleotide messenger RNA. The record is from the annotation of a GenBank genome assembly. NCBI's taxonomy places the organism in Eukaryota, Fungi, Ascomycota, Sordariomycetes, Hypocreales, Clavicipitaceae.
GUUUGGUAGUCGAUAUUUUUUUUUCCCUUUAGUAUCGGUACCACCAACAACAAUUAUCACCACAUAUCUGAUAAUUCCUCACACACAAUGCUUCGCACAGUCAAACCUCGCAAUGCCCGCUCCAAGCGAGCCAUGGAGAAGCGGGAGCCCAAGGCGGUCGAGAACCCCAAGACAUGCCUGAUGCUGCGCGGCAACAGCUGCUCGCAAGUCGUCCAGGACGCCCUGACCGAUCUGUACUCGAUGCGUCUGCCCUUUGUCAAGAAGUUCACCAAGAAGAACGCCAUCCACCCCUUCGAGGACGCCUCGUCGCUCGAGUUCUUCUCCGAGAAGAACGACGCCUCGCUGCUCGUCUUUGGCUCCUCGCAGAAGAAGCGCCCGCACACAAUCACCUUCAUCCGCACCUUUGGCUACAAGCUGCUCGACAUGCUAGAGCUGCACCUCGAUGCCGACAGCUUCCGCGCCAUGGCGCAGUUCAAGACCAAGAAGUUUGCCGUGGGCAUGCGGCCCAUGGUCCUCUUUGCCGGCACGCCGUUUGAGAGCCCCGUCGCCAACGAGUACACGCUCGCCAAGAGCCUGCUGCUCGACUUCUUCCGCGGCGAGCCCCUCGAGAAGGUCGACGUCGAGGGCCUGCAGUACAUGGUGUCGGUGACGGCCGAGGAGGACACGGGCGCAGAUACAAAGCCCGCCAUCCACCUGCGCGUCUAUGCCAUCCGCACUAAGCGCAGUGGCCAGCGUCUGCCCCGUGUUGAGCUUGAGGAGAUUGGGCCCCGUAUGAACUUCCGCGUGGGCCGCUCGCGUGAGGCCGACGAGGCGAUGCUCAAGGACGCCCUCAAGACGCCCCGUGGCCUGGAGGAGCGCACCAAGAAGAACAUCACUACGGACGUUAUGGGUGACAAGAUUGGCCGUGUCCACUUGGGCAAGCAGGAUCUCAGCAACAUGCAGACAAGAAAGAUGAAGGGUCUCAAGCGCAGCAGAAACGACGACGAUGAGGAUGGCCUCAUACUCCACGAGAUGGACGACUCCAAGCGCUCCAAGCAGUAAGCCAGCGGGAGCACUGCUUGCUAUCGCCAGCAUUUUUGGGUUUAGUUUUGCGGGAUUCGUGUUUUGCUUUUGUUUUCUUAUAUCUAUCAAUCAAUCCAUCAUGGCUUGGGCGUUAUACGGCGUGGCAUGGAAAAUAAAAAGGAGGCCUUAUUUUAGUUGUCUUCCUUUGUUAUUAAAAGACAAAUAUUCUUACACACAUAAACUUUGAUUCUGAUGUCCUCUGUCGGCUGCUUGUGAUAUAAACACCGUAAUAUUAUUUUGCUACAUUGCAACCACAAACGAUAUGGUCUAGUUACGGCAAGGAAAUCAUGCGCUUCUAUACAGCAAUUCAUCGUCCAUAUCCCACCAUAAAUAAAUGGCUUGCACCAUCUCCAACUUUUUCCCGUGUACAUUUCUCCCUUUUCCCAGCCAUUGGGCAACACCUGCUUCCAAAACAAAACUUUCCCAAUGAAAAACCGCCGUCGUAGCUGCCAUCUCGUUAAAAAAAAACACUAAAACGCCAAGUAAGCCCUCAUAAUGACCCGGCCAUCAGUCAUCACCAAUCGCCGGGCUAUUGAUGAACCAAAGAAAACGCCCAAGUCAUGCCAUAAUUAGUUCUACACGUGUUGCGUCGGGUGGACUGUUGCGCACCGUCCUGUACAGCAAAACGAAAGAAAAUGAAGAAGAAUUCUAUCCAUGACUUUCAUCUUAAUCCAAGGGAACCUCUUCGUAGCCCAGCUCGUCUGUGACGGACGCUGGCGGCGAAGCAGGAGACGCGGGCACGGCAUUGCCCAUCUUGGCCAGCAGCUCAAUGUGGCUCAUCAUGGUCUCCAUCAGGCCCUUGUCUCCCUCUGGUCGGACCUCGCACUCUGUACCCCAGACGGAGGCCGGGAUGUUGCCGUCUUCGAGAAGGGAGAUUCGAACCGGCCACUCCAGGUGCUUCCACCAUUUCGACCCAGGCUCAAACAGGCCAAUGAUACCCAUGACUUCUCUGCGCGACACAUCACCAAGCCACCAGACAGGCUCCAUGCGUUUGAGUAGAGCAAAGAAGCAGGCCAAGAUGGCGAGGGCUCGCGGUCGCUUUUCCGUCACCAUUUCUACAAAUCGCUUUGAGACGGUGGCGGGGAAGGCGAGCGCCGCGGGGGGAUACGGGUUCCUAUGCGCCCAGUUGAGGACUGAAACGGCGUGUGAGUAGGCCUGGCUGGAGUAGGCUGCUUUUUGAGGGUCUUCUGUGCCGACUUCUGCUGCCAUGUCGUCGAGUAGGUGCGCAAAGAAGGACUCGCCGCCCAGAGGGUUCAUAUUGAGCUGGAAGCCGGGCUGUGAUUCAAUCACCAUCUUGACGGCAGCACUGUUUCGAAUCCAUUGCCAAGAAAGCGAAACCACCGUCUUGACGCCUUGGAAGGCGUGAAACCAGGCCAGAGGCAGGGUGUAGGACGUCUUGGGGUUUCCGGGGACCGGGGUCGUAUCGCCGUCGUCCUUGACAAAGAGACGCGACGCACUGGCGUGAAAGGCAAUUAGGGACGACGUCAAGAAGAGCGCUUCGGCAUUGUCGGCCGUGAUGCCGUUGGUCAAGGCCAUACCGUAUUCUUCCAGUGCGUUGGCAGAGUAGGCGUGGCAGGCGUAGACGAGGGCCUUUUCUUCGGGGUGCAUCGAGCGCAAGUGUAGCGCGGCGACGGCCAGCAGGGCAUCCGUCAGAUAGGGCUUACCAGCAAAGGCAAUGUGCGGAACGUCGUGUAGCCAAACGGUACCUGAAGAGUCUGCAUUGUUGAUGAGUGUCUUAUAUGUGUUGGAGGUGAAGUGGUGCCAUAGGCGCAGUUCCAUCAGUCUGUCCACGGGGCGUUUAGACGGCGGCCCUGUCGGGGCAGGCAUGCAUUCGGAGAAGACGGGAGAAAUCUGAGGAGGCUGAAUAGGGGAUCGCGGCAUGGAGUGUUUGGAGAGGGGAACGGAUCGGGACGAGUAGUUUGUCGGGCUGCCAGCGGACGAGGCGCCGCCGACGGAAGUGACGGAAGCGAGCUCAUCGAGGACUCUGGGGUUUUCGAAAUCGCACGAGACGCCGUGUUUUACGCAGUUGCCACAUCGGGGAUGGACUUCAUCGCACUGGAGACGGGAGGAGGUUAGCAGCGAAGCGAUUUGGAGGCCGGCAGCAAAUCAUCAUAACGGGAGCUCUGUCGGGGUAAGAUGCACAGGCAUAGGGGGCAGGGCCAGAGGAGGGGAGCGGGGAGCGCACCUUAAUUUUUCUAUUCUUGCACCUGCGACAGCCGGCGCGCGACUUUUUAUGAGAUCGUCUGGGAGGCAUCGCCGGGUUUGGGCGCGACAAUUGGCGGUCGUGGUGGUGAGUCGGCGAGAGGAAGGCGUGAGAACGGGUACUUUGUAGGGGACGGUUGAGCGGCCCCAAGUGCAGCAACAGUUCGCAAAGCACUAACUAGAGCCCGGAAAAGGCGGGGAGGACGAGGAAGAGAAGGGCAGCAGCUCUAACGUUUGGGGGCAGGCCAGUAGCAGUGAAGGCGUUUAUCAGUUGCAAGGCUAAAGCCGGCAAAAAAAGAAAGCAAAUAAAAAGACAAGACAGGCUUCUGCAGGCAGCUGGGACUAGACGAAGCGGUGACGAAGGAGGCGGCGUUGCCAAUUGGUGUGGUGGUUGCAAGCAGCGUGAAUGGGCGACAGGCGCAAAAGGGGAGGCGAGCUAGAACAUGAAGUACUGCAGAAGAGAGAAAAAGAGAGCGAGAGAGAGAGAAUAUAGCGUGUAAGUAGGGCGGGUUCGUUUAGCUGUGGUGAUUGGUACAGCUGCUUAUCCGCGUGGGUUUUCUGUUCCUUUUUGUCCUUUUUUUCUCUUGUAGGCGGAGAAGGAGGGAAAACGGGGGCGUGGAACUGGUGGGUGAGGGGAGAGAGAGAAGCUUCAGUUGGCUUAAACAAGCGACACAGCACCGCCGGGGGGGUUACUGUAGCAGGUAAGAUCUGGAAGAAGAGUAAGCAAAAACCAGACACGAAAGAAAUAAAUAAAAAAUAAGAGGGAAAAACAGGAGGUGGGGAAGACAGCGCAAUUUGAAUAAUUGUACACCAGGAAAAAUAUAAGCAUAAAAUAAAACACACAAGAAGCCUUAUCCAAUUGGGGAGAAAAGCCAGCGAUGCCGCUAUAUGAGAGAAAACAGGGCAAGGGA